CGACGACUCAACCCAGUGUCCCGAUGCAAGGCCCCAUGGGUUCGGAGGGGCUUGACGUCCUGUCCGAGGCCUGGUUUAAGCCGCGUGAUCUACCCUUGCUACUCUCAGAACUCAGCUUCCAAGAUUGCCCGCCAUCUGCAUCUGCAUAUCCACUCCGGCAGCCGCUCUGUCUAUCUCACCAUCCCUGUCAGGUCAAGGGUCGCCUGGCUUGACCCUCAAGCUACCCUCAAGCUCCAGGGGCAGCCUCCUUAUAUUUUCUUGAAGCGACAGUGCUUCCUCUUGCAGUUAAUCACCCAUCCACAAGCAGAUCAUGAGACAGCCCGGAGGUUCUGCAGGCUGGAGACGCUUACACUAAAGCGUGGUCCACACAGACGUCCGUUCAAACAGUUGACUGCCUUCCCUCAUCAUUCUCGCAAAUAUUAGCUGUGUGCCUGCUGCUUUUGAUCUGACAGCGGGACCUCUCUGUAGUAGGGCGAGCACACCUCAUGUGCGCAGAGUGUAAUAGUGCCUCGCGAAACCGACAGCUCGGUAACAACAACGACCACCUUCGCUGUAUCCACACCGUUCGCAUGACUUCAGUUCUUGUGGUUUUUCUCCUGACGCAACAACCUGGGACCACUGGCCUGGAGUCCUGACCGUUCGAAAGACUCUGCCCAAGCGAGCCCCAAGGCAACCAGAUUCCUGGUCAGUCCCGCCUCACGCUGGCGUAUCUGAGGUUCGCCUGGCCGGGUUCGCGUACUGCCAGCAUCCCACAACCAAAAGCUUUCGGGCGCCACAGCACGUAUCCCAAUCCCGGAAGCACUCACCUACGCUAAUAUUCCCUGGGCUCCCAUUGCCUCGGGCACCUCAUUCGCCGUCUUGGGUACCCUGCCUCUACUUGUGCUGUCUUUUCUCGCAGUUCAUACCAGCUCGGCCAGAAACCCGCACAGCGUGCCUUAGCCUCAUUCGCAAAAGGGAGACAUCUGCGAGGGGCUCCAGCAUAAGACAGGAACCACCACAGUCCUGUCCCGGGGUUGAAAGACACUCGUCAAUUCAAGGCUGAGGGCUCAGGAACUCAACCCGAGACCAGUCACCUCGUUCUACCGUACUGAUAUUGGGCAUCGGACGACCUAGGCGUUGCCCCUUCUGUUACAUUUCAUUUUAGCCCAUCUGAGGCUACUCGACGAGACAUUGCACAAACCCAUACCCCCCGGGCCAAAAAUAUCUGGCCCUGACCUAGCUGGGUCUUGCAGCUCGGUGCAACACAGCUCGCCAUUAGAAGACCUCCCUGGUCCCCACCCCCAAGCUCCCCGGAUCCUUCCAGCCCAACCCAGCAGCCUUCUGUCCAUUGAAGAAUAAUCUUUGUUCAAUACAUAUGGUAUAGAAAGGCGGCGUGGAAUCUGUCAUCCCGUAACAAACGUCCAUCGUCUCUUCCGGCAGCUUCACUCAACCGCUGUACACAGGCACACGUAUCCCACGUAGUGUCUCUGGUUGUUGACUCGCUGGGAACACCAUCAGUACUUCCUACUUCACCGGCUCUCACGCAACGCGCAACACCCUCGCUCCUUUGGAACAAUAGCCCUCGGCGGAACUGGCAGACCAGCGACCUCUUCGGCCCCCUUGACGAGACUUCAAGCCAAAAGGUUUCAGGAACUAUUGUUGUCGGACUGAGCAGACAAUCACUUCUCUGAUCUCCUUUUCUGGAUCUCGGCAAAUCAGCUCCCCACUUGUGCGCAUUCUGUACGCACAUCGAGCUCCAUUUACGCGGGCUCUACAUCGCAGAGGCAUCUGCCAUACAGCAGUUCCACAUCAACGAAAUGAUGGAAAACCACGCCGACCAUCUGGGUCAUGGCCACGGGCACCGACCGGCGCCAGAAUCUGGAACCGGUCGCCAGCUGAUGAUGCCGCCUUUUCCAAGCCUCCCCCCACAGUCACAGUACCCAGCUUCAGAUAUUCCCAGUACGAGUAGACCUCCCCCAGCCCCAGUCACAACUUCCUCGCUUCUUGUUUCGAGUGGCCACCCCAGCAAUAGACGAUCAGUCGCUGAUGGGGGAGCCAUGACCUUGCAAACGUCCCCAGUGAACAUGCAUGGCGGCUCCUCUCCUGAGUCGCAUGCUGGGGGAACCGGUUAUACGUGGGGAACCCACGACUCUUGGGCUGGCCGAUCACCACAGCAGUAUGGCAACCGAACGCCGGGAGCGCUCAACCAAGGCGGUUUCUUCUUCCAGAACAUGAAUACAAUGCCCUCAACGACGGCACACAGCAUCUCCCCAAUCACGGCGACGACACCAGGCGACACGCUUCCAUCAUUUCACUCUUCGCCCGCAACGAGCAUGUCACAUCUCUCCAUCGACCAAGCCACGAGCAACGGCAGCAGCAACGGGAUAUUACCACCAUUUCGGCAGAAUUCCACAAGCUACACGCCACGCCCGACGCCACCACUUGGUCGUUCAUCCUCGUUCCCCAGCCCCUCGGGGACAGUGCCCCCUUACGUUCCAGGAAUCUCGUCAAUGUUGCCCAUGUCAACAAUGCCCUCGUCGACGCGUCCAGGUCUGGCAGCACCAAUCUCGCCACUGGGAAGCUCAGGGCCCCCAGGGCCCCCAGGGCCCCCACCGCCUGCCCAGGGGCCUGGAAGAUUGUCCCCUUACUCUUCUGGGCAUCAACAACAGUAUAUGCACAACCUAGGCAACCCGGGGCAGCCAAUGGCCCUGGUGUCGCAUUAUUCUCCAGCCGCGGCGGCGGCAGCGUACGGGGGCCACUUCAGCGGCAUGAUGUUCCAGUCACAACAACGACAGCCGGACAAACCGCAUCAGUGCGACCAGUGCCCAACGGCGUUUACGAGAAACCACGACCUCAAGAGGCACAAAAGGAUACACUGGGCAGUGAAGCCAUUCCCUUGUGACGGGUGUGAGAAGGCAUUCUCCAGAAAAGACGCUUUAAAGAGACACAAGCUCGUGAAGUGCUGUGGGAAAGACGGCAAGGACAAGAGAGAUGGGAGCCCGUCUUCUACAGAAAGCCAGGGCAACAGCGGCGAGUUGUCACCGAGAGACCCCAAGAGGUAGCUCGAAAACCGAAUCGAAUCCUGUGGGGGCUCCGGCGGAUUUAUGGGUCUUUCUAGGCCGCAAGACACAACUCGACAGGCCCGACGGCACUUGGUAGUUGCUUGCGAACAGCUCCUCGGGCUCACACGGCUGUUUCAAUGGCUCUGCCUGGACAGCUUCGACGCCUGAGGAGCCGAAAUUGCUGCAAUAGGCGUUCCAGGCUGGUGGCUGUUCCAUUGGGCAUGUGGCAGGCUUGUCAAACAAAAAAAACAUGGCGAGGCGUUCUUCAGGACAGGAAAUGGUCACUGGUUACGGGGACAGGGCAAAAGGAGAGUAUGUGAAGAAAAGGGAACAAACAACACCGAGGCGGAGCAGACUCUCUCUUGGUACUUCUUUUUCUGUGUGCUAUAGGGUCAGAGGCAUGGGGCCAGGAGGGCGGGCGCAUGAGAUUGGGACAAUCGGGACAACCGGGACACGGGCAAGGCUGUUUUAUCAUACAGUACAGCUUCUAGUCGUUUGCACGGGGCAUUUAUUGGGUGGAUAUGGAGGCUGGACCUGGGGAUUUAAUGGAGUUUGUGUUGACUGAAGGCAUUUGUCAUGAGGAGUUAAUUGUCAUCAGGGGGUCAUAUUUUGACCAACAAAUCCUUAGUCGUAACUUCCGCGGUUGUUGACUGCCACUGCGAGGCAUGUAUGUACAAUGAAAGCAUUGCAACGCACGG
This is a messenger RNA of Diaporthe batatas, 3739 nucleotides long. RefSeq lists its product as uncharacterized. The transcript is spliced from 4 exons. Gene Ontology annotation, cellular component: nucleus. Lineage: Eukaryota; Fungi; Ascomycota; Sordariomycetes; Diaporthales; Diaporthaceae. Bases 1797 to 3041 code for a protein of 414 amino acids. The record is from RefSeq and is a predicted model, not a curated record.